UCCUUGAGCUUUAUAUUCUAUCUUAUUGGAAGAAAGACACGUGGCAAAAACCCAUUAACUGCUUAUCUAAAAUCCUACUCUUUCACUUCCCAAUCCUACUGUCUUUCCUUCCCUUAAUUUUCUGCUGCCAAAUCUCUCAGAACAUCACAGCAGUAAACCAUGGAGACCAGCAUGGCUAGUUGUUCUAGAAGCAUUUUGCUCCCUAGAGUCUCUUCUCAGCAUUCAUCUGCUCUUUUGCCUUCUUCUUUUAACCCUAAGAGUCUAAAAUCAAGCUCGCUCUUUGGAGAAUCAUUGCGGAUGACAACCAAGUCAUCAGUUAGGGUCAACAAGCAGGCAAAGAAUUCUUCCCUUGUAACCAAAUGUGAACUUGGUGACAGUUUGGAGGAGUUCCUAGCAAAGGCAACCAAAGAUAAAGGUCUGAUUAGAGUGCUGAUGUGCAUGGGAGAAGCAUUAAGGACUAUUGGCUUUAAAGUGAGAACAGCUUCAUGUGGUGGAACACAGUGUGUUAACACUUUUGGAGAUGAACAGCUUGCUAUUGAUGUGCUUGCUGACAAGCUUCUUUUCGAGGCCUUGAACUACUCACACUUCUGCAAGUAUGCUUGUUCAGAAGAAAUUCCUGAGCUUCAAGAUAUGGGAGGCCCAGUUGAUGGCGGAUUUAGUGUAGCAUUUGACCCCCUUGAUGGUUCCAGCAUCGUUGAUACCAAUUUCUCAGUUGGCACCAUAUUUGGAGUAUGGCCAGGUGACAAGCUAACCGGUGUAACAGGCAGAGAUCAAGUGGCAGCUGCAAUGGGAAUUUAUGGUCCUAGGACUACAUAUGUCCUGGCUCUUAAAGACUACCCCGGAACCCAUGAAUUUCUUCUUCUCGAUGAAGGAAAAUGGCAACAUGUGAAGGAAACAACAGAAAUUAAUGAAGGAAAAUUGUUCUGCCCUGGAAACUUGAGAGCCACUUCUGACAAUCCUGACUACGACAAGCUGAUCCAAUACUACGUGAGAGAGAAAUACACAUUGAGAUACACAGGAGGAAUGGUUCCUGAUGUUAAUCAGAUCAUAGUGAAGGAGAAAGGUAUAUUCACAAAUGUAGCAUCACCUUCAGCCAAAGCAAAAUUGAGGCUGCUUUUCGAGGUAGCUCCCCUAGGGUUCUUGAUCGAAAAGGCUGGCGGUCACAGCAGUGAUGGAACCAAGUCUGUGUUGGACAUUGUGGUCCAAAACCUUGAUGACAGAACCCAAGUUGCUUAUGGUUCCAAGAACGAGAUCAUCCGGUUUGAGAAGACAUUAUAUGGAUCUUCUAGGCUAGAGGAACCAGUUCCUGUUGGAGCAGCUGCUUAAAUAAGCUAGUCAUGUUCCAUUUUUUAAUCAUAUCCCCUUUUUGUCUAUAGUUUACGCCCUUUAAUUAUAUGGCUCUUGCAUUUCACCUUUGUUAUCUUGUUGCAUUUGUUAUAUUCAUGAUAAUGAAAAACGAAGGAAAAAUACAUUUCUUACAACGAAAUGAGUUAGUAUGUCUAAUACUAAUACAUCUUUCCAUGACCCAUGGGUAGAAUCUUUAUCAUAAAA
Messenger RNA from Chenopodium quinoa (quinoa), 1551 nucleotides. RefSeq names its product sedoheptulose-1,7-bisphosphatase, chloroplastic-like. Gene Ontology annotation, cellular component: cytoplasm. NCBI's taxonomy places the organism in Eukaryota, Viridiplantae, Streptophyta, Magnoliopsida, Caryophyllales, Amaranthaceae. The transcript is spliced from 8 exons. Gene Ontology annotation, biological process: fructose metabolic process; fructose 1,6-bisphosphate metabolic process; sucrose biosynthetic process. Gene Ontology annotation, molecular function: fructose 1,6-bisphosphate 1-phosphatase activity. The record is from RefSeq and is a predicted model, not a curated record. The coding region runs from base 160 to 1326 and encodes 388 amino acids.